AUGUCGACAGGCAACUCUGGCCAGCAGAUCGAGGUGUAUCUCGCCCCAAUCUUCAUGGCAGCCUCCGUGUACAUGUGCUUUGGCCGGGUGGUAUCGUCCCUGGAUGCGAACAAUCUCGCCCUGAUUUCCGGCAGGUGGUUAACUGCGGUUUUCGUUGUCGGCGACGUGCUCUGCUUUGCGUCGCAAUGUGCCGGAAUCGUGCUACAGUACAUGAGUGACAGUCUGCACACAACCGGCAAGGUCAUAGCUAUCAUUAGUUUCGUUUUGCAGCUCCUGCUGUUCAGCUUCUUCCUGGCCAACGCUAUCGUCGUCCAUCGGAGACUGGUAAUUUCUGGAUACCCCAGAGUCCACAAUGCCAGGAUACAGUGGCCGGCGUACUUCAAAGCCAACUACGUUGUGGUUUUCCUGUUCUUUGUCAGAAUCAUCUUCCGUGUUGUCGAGUACGCACAAGGACUGGGCUAUAUCUUUUUCCAUACCGUCUACACUUACUGUCUCGACGCAGCACCGAUGUUUCUGGCCACAUUAGUGCUGACACUCAUCUACCCUCCACUGGCGUUUGUCCGCAAGGACAAACAAACCACAGAACCGGUUCACGUCGAGAUGCAAAGCGAGUUUCGUAACGACCUAUAG
Molecule: messenger RNA, 630 nt
Organism: Ogataea philodendri
Lineage: Eukaryota; Fungi; Ascomycota; Pichiomycetes; Pichiales; Pichiaceae
Exons: 1
Coding region: 1-630 (209 amino acids)
Cellular component (GO): membrane
Source: RefSeq, a predicted model, not a curated record